Messenger RNA from Gongylonema pulchrum, 279 nucleotides. The record is from the annotation of a GenBank genome assembly. NCBI's taxonomy places the organism in Eukaryota, Metazoa, Nematoda, Chromadorea, Rhabditida, Gongylonematidae.
AUGAGUUCAUUUGAGGAAGUUUCGUGUUUCGGGAAAGACGACGAAAGCGAUACGGGCGACCACUGGAUUGUUGUAUGCAGCAGCGAUGAAUGGAUGAGAAGGGAUGCUGUGAAGCUAAAGCAUGAAGAUACUGGCAAGUAUUUGUCAACGAGCGGUGAGCAGUAUGGGAGGCCCAUAAGUGGUCAAUUCGAAGUGGUGGCCCUUUCAACAACCAGGAAUGCGGCAUUGUGGAAAACAGCCGAAGGCAUUUUUAUGGUACGCUCCGAUCCUCCGAAAUAA